Messenger RNA from Anthonomus grandis grandis, 2100 nucleotides. RefSeq names its product fibrous sheath CABYR-binding protein-like. NCBI's taxonomy places the organism in Eukaryota, Metazoa, Arthropoda, Insecta, Coleoptera, Curculionidae. The coding region runs from base 123 to 1985 and encodes 620 amino acids. The record is from RefSeq and is a predicted model, not a curated record. The transcript is spliced from 14 exons.
CUUAUGUCAAAAAGUUGAAAUGAUUUGUCAAACAUCAACAUUUUUAUCAAAAUAACACAAUAUUCUAAACGGGGGAAUUAAAAUCUACAGUUGCUAAUCCCAUAGGAGUAAAUGACCUCAAUAUGGACAACAUUUCCCCACCUCCUAAUGCCUCCCCCGAGGAAAUUGAAGCGUGGAACCAGAUGAUGGACACCAUGGUAACCUUCAUAAAGGCCUCCACCAACCUAAUGAACACUAUUACCACUAAAGUAAGAUUUUCUAGUCAAGCAUGGAUGGGAACCAAGGGAGCGAAAGCUGUUGGAGGGUGCGAACCAGAAUGUGAGGCCUGUUUACCGAAGCCUCCACCGCCACCUUGUGGAGUUUGUACCGAAGAUAAUAAGACAGCAGCAAAAAAAGUUCCAUCUUCAAAAACUGGAGUUGCUAAGGAACCUUCUGGGUCACUGAAAUCAGCAUCAGCUGUAAAAUCCCCGUCAGCUGUUGCAGAGGCGGAACCAGCAUCCGCUGAAGGAGCAUCAUCGACAGACGCACAUGACAUUGCCUUUGUUUCAACAGAAGAAGAAACACCUGCCGAAGAUGUUCCCGCAGAAGAAGUCCCUGCAGUAGACGAUAAUGCUGAAGAAGCUCCUGGAGGAGAAGUUCCUGCAGAAGUAACGCCGACUGAUGAAGAGGCUCCAGCUGUUGUUGAAGAGGAUGAUGGCGAAAAUCAAGAAGCAGAAGAAGCCAAAAAAUUAGACGAAAAUGAACUACCUGAGAAAGAACCGGCUGGAGGUGAUAAUAGUAAAUGCUGCUGUAGUACCAUACGAGAAGAAAGGGCACAAAAUAAAAAAAGUCAUUGCAAGUGCAAGAAAAAGAAGAAAAAACGUGAUAUAUCCAGUGAAGCAGUUAUAGAAGAGGAACAAGAAGAUGAAGCAGAAGAAGUUGAAGAAGUUGAAAGGAAAUGUGGUUGCGGAGCCACCCCAGGAAAUAAGGAGUGGUUAAUGCAGGAAAUGGUAGUAAAGUUGGAAAAUGCGCAAAGCGAGAUUACCCAACUGCAAGAAGAACUCGCGAAACUUCAAAGAAUGGACAUGUCUAAGAAAGUUGGACCUCAUGCUACCCCGAAUCCAGCAAAACUAUAUCAAGAAAUUAUGAGAGGGUCGCAGCCACCUUCAUCGCCAACUUCUCGUAUGUAUCCGCAAAUGAUGCAGCCAAGUCUAUAUGCGGGAAAUAUGACAGGAUACCCCGAUAGUGGUUAUAAUGUUAGAACAAAUCAAACUAGAAUGCCAAAUCAAUCAGUUAACCAAUUACCCAAUCAAUCAAGAAAUCAGUUAAUAAGCCAAUCUCUAAACCGAGUACCUAAUCAGUCAGCAAAUCAGUCUGUAACUCAGCCCCCCAAUCAGUCAGGUAACUUACCGGGAAAACCAGACUGUGAUGCUCCAUGUGCAGGCCUAAGUAAAAAGGAGGAAUCGGAAACUUCGUUGGAUUGUGCUCCCGGAUGUGAUGGUCGAACGAAUUCAAGGACUGUAACAGGAUAUGGAAGUUCUAUGGGCCAGCCACAGAUGCGAUUGACGAAUUCGUAUCAAGGAGCUGGUGGGCAGAAUAUGGGAGCUCGAUCCGCAACGCCUUAUCCAAAUGUUCAGCAGCCACCCAGAAGGAACUCCUGGGGCGGAAACCAGGCACAAAUGGAUCCCGCAGGAUAUAAUAGAGGCGCUCCUAACUUUGCCCAAGGGCAAAAUUUUCAACAGCAAAAUUACAUAGGAGGUGCUGCACCACCAGGUUAUCCUCUCAAUUUAGGACCAUCAGAUUAUUAUAACCUUAGGGGACAAUAUGGAGUACCUGCACAACCAUCAGUCAUAAGAGAAUCUGUUUUAUGUCCUUCUAGAUCCCCAUGUCAAGAUACCCCACCGCCGCCCAAAAGAAUACUUGUAUGUGGCCCGCAACAAUCGCGGUCUCAAAAUUUACCCAGCAACUUUAAUGAUUGUAGCCCUGACUGUCCUGGAGGCUUUUAACUAGUACAGCAUUUCCAAAAAAAAAAACGAAUUUACUAGUGUUUGUUUCUAAAAUAGUCUUUUGUAUUUUUUUCAGGUAAAAUCGAUAUUCAAAAUAAAGAAAGUAUCAAAUAGA